Molecule: messenger RNA, 2736 nt
Organism: Aspergillus candidus
Lineage: Eukaryota; Fungi; Ascomycota; Eurotiomycetes; Eurotiales; Aspergillaceae
Product: LipA and NB-ARC domain protein
Exons: 7
Coding region: 76-2307 (743 amino acids)
Molecular function (GO): protein binding
Source: RefSeq, a predicted model, not a curated record
GCUCCCUCGUGCAAAUGUCCUUGGACCCACGAUGCUAACCGGAGUGCUGUGAGAACGCAAUAGAUCGGAAUCAAGAUGAACCCAAACUCGGAAUAUGAGUAUCCCUUUCUUGAGGAAGUCUUCACUCCGCCCGAGAAUCCAAAACUCGACUUCAUCUUCGUCCACGGCCUCAACCCCCGUGGUCGGAAUGACCACCCCUUCGAGACAUGGACUCAUCCCAACGGGACGUUCUGGCCCCGCGACUUCCUCCCGCUGGAUGUUCCCCAGGCUCGUGUCUUCGUCUACGGAUAUAACUCGAAUAUUACGAAUCCGCAGACGAUGUCCACGGCGGGGGUCAAAGAUCAUGCGAAUACUCUGUUGAAUUUGUUGGAUAUGGAGAGGAGUCCGCAGAUGAACACACGACUGCCGAAAAUCAUCUUCAUCGGACACAGUCUAGGCGGCUUGGUCAUCAAACAGGCCCUCCUAAAUGCCCAAGAAGACCCCAAAUACGGCACUAUCCGCAGAGACACAGCCGGGCUGGUCUUCUUCGGCACACCCCACCGCGGCACCAAAGGGGUCGAGCUCGGGAAAAUCGCUGCCAAGGUCGCGCGCUUCGUUUCCAAAGGCCACGCAAGCAAUGACCUUCUCGACUGUUUGGAGCAGAACUCGCUCUUUACCCGCCAGAUGAGCAGUCGCUUUUCGCACCAGCUGGAGGAUUAUAAGGUUAUUUCGUUUGUCGAAGGGAAGGAGGUUAUGCUGGGUGGCGCUGGACCGGCUUCUCUUAGCCAUCUCGUUGUUGACGAGGAGUCGGCCGUCCUCGGCCUCCCCGGCAACCGUGAAACACGCCUCAAGCUCGACGCAGACCACUCGAUGAUGUGCAAGGUCAGCGCGCGCGGUGCCAUGUACAGGCUUAUCAAAGGCAACAUUAAGCAAAUAGCCGACCAGGUGCUCGUCACCGAGCAGGGCUUCAUCACCCAGCCGACGUCUGCCUCGCCACAGGGUCCACCUCCGCUACCGCCUCGCAUAGACGCUACUAACAGUAGUACGUCGUAUCCAGCGGCACGCACGCCGCAGCCUGGGGCCGUGCAACAGCGCGUCACGGGUGUGUUGUACCCACCUACCGACAGCGACCCCCGAUCGGUGAAGGCGGCGCAGCUGAAAUGUGAAUGGAACUGGGACGAGGCGCGACAGGUGGAGUACGCUCUUUUCCAGGAGCAUCUGCGCACGCUCGGUGCAGACCACCAUAGCACACUGCAGGCGGGGUACAAUCUGGCGGAAAUCGAUGUCGAGUCUGGCUAUCUAAUGAAAGGAGCGGAGUGGGCGGAGUGGGUGUCCAACAAUAGCGCUCGCGUGUUCGACCGUCGCCACCCCCUCGCGAUGAAGGCCGAGAGUCUGAUGGGGGAAAUUCUCUGCGCCCAGGGAAAGUACCAAGAGGGCGAGUCGGUCAUAGCCAAUGUCCUCGCCCGCCAGCAGAUGGCCCCCGGCGUGGGCGAACAGGACCUUGACACGCUGGAGACGCGGCGUCGGCUGGCAAUGGCAUAUGACAAUCUCGAGCGACGGCAAGAGGCGGUGCAAAUGGGUGAGAAGUACCGUCAGAGUUUGGUCGCUGUGCUGGGCGAUACCCAUGUUCGGGUCAUCAAAGCGGGGCUGUAUAGCGCAGAGCUGGUGAUUGAGGCCCAUCGCGCAGAGCAUGGGAGUUCGCAGGUCGUCAUGCGGUUUAACACCGCCGUGCAACAGUCCUGUGCGUCAAUCUGUCAGAUUGCACGCGACGUGGUCGCGCUUCUAGGUGCGCGCCACCCGCUGUCGAUCUAUAGUUUGAGAAUUGAGGGUGCUGCACAGAUGCUCGACCAUAGCUGCGGCGAGGCGUCCGAAACUCUCCGCCGCGCGCUGACCUUGGCUGAAGAAGUCCUGGGCACGGAGCACCCAGAGACGCUGGCUAUUGUGGCACACCUGGGCAUCAUGUACGCCUCACAGAAUAACGACCCCCUCUCAUUCAACAAAAGUGCCACCGGCUUGAAACUCGCCGUUCCAUGGAUCGAGCGCUACUUGCGGUGGGCGGAGCACCGUAAGGGCCAAGGAAACCCAGAGGUGCAAGCCUUGUUGAAAAUGCUUGCUACUCUGUAUUUCGCAAAGCAGCAGUAUGUGGAAGCACAGGGAUACUACGAGCGAUUGGAGGCGUCUCAUCGGGCGAGUGGCACGCCCAUGCCGGACGAGGCGGCGAAUUUCAUGCAGUUGUGCCGCAUGAAUACGCGGUAUUUGACUCCGACGCGGUCCCCCCGGGCAGGAGGGUUUGAGAGUAUGUUGGCGGCUUUUCAGAAGCGUUUGUAGUGAUUGAAUUCUGAUUCCUUCUGAUUGCUAUGGGGUUGAUAUACAUGUUCUGCUUGAUGCGAUGUAAAGCGAUCGCCAAUUCAAUUGCCAUUGUUUGGCCAAUUUUAUGUUAAUGUUCACUAUAAUCCAUAUGAAAGCAAGAUAUACCCAUGGUACUAUGGAGCUACUCGUGUUGUGAAGUAAUUUGUGACCCGUGGACGGGCUGGCAUGGUUGAUUAGGCUUUGAUAUCACUGCCCCUUGUAUGAUGUCGCGAAGUCAAGCUGUAUCGUGGAAGGGGCAUAUGUAUGCAUGUAUGACGAAAUGAAGAACCUCAGCAGUCUCUCAAUUUAAUCAGGACGUUGAGGGAUACUCAGGGUCAAGGCUUGUGGGUCCUUGGCCGGGAGGGAUAGAAGAGUGGACAAGGGGUGGUGAUGUCAUGCAUCAUUUCC